AUGUCCCUUGGGAACGGUAUUCGAUUUAUCUGGUUAGACGCUCACAUAGGUAGAGACAACGAGUAUGACCAAUUCAAAAAGAAGUUCUCUCAGGCUUUGGAGCCAACAACGGUCAUGCCGCCUGAUCAAAUUGAUUCACUUAUUUGUGCACUAAAUGAAAAUGCUGCACCAUUUUUAUUUGCUGAUACGAUUAGCAAAGCACUGUUUCUUAUACAAGAGCAUCACGACAAACACAUUUAUUUCAUUUCAUCAGGCUCACUUGGCGAACAGGUUAUUCCGUAUAUCAAACGCGUAUACCCUCAAGUUCAUCAAUUCUACAUAUUUUGUGGUCUUCAAAGUAAUUACUUUGACUUAGUUGUGGAAAACUCGUCCUGUUUACAGAUAUUCACAAGUGAACUUGAUUUACUUGUGCGACUUACACGUGACAUAUCUAAAUGCAUUAUUAAACAAGGAGAAGUUUAUUUAAACUUACAUUCCGCAAUAGAUGCAUUGAAAUGCUUCGAAAGUGCCGAAAAACUAGAAGUGACAGCGAAUCAGGUCGAUACAUUGAAUGAUCCAGCUCUAAUAAUUUUAAAAAGUCUAAGGGGUUAUGGUGAUAAUAUUGGACUUAUUCAAAGAGCAAAAGAAAUGAACACUGAGCAACAACAUUCGCACCCGGCAGGAGCAAAUGCACCAAAUCCAGAACCACGAACCGAAAACGAAGAUGCUACAGGUUAUUCAGCAUCGGCUGCUAAUAAUGACGACGACCCCAUUGCAGAGGAAGACUCUGGAGGACAAUGA
Adineta ricciae is the source of this 780-nucleotide messenger RNA. The record is from the annotation of a GenBank genome assembly. NCBI's taxonomy places the organism in Eukaryota, Metazoa, Rotifera, Eurotatoria, Adinetida, Adinetidae.